Messenger RNA from Marmota flaviventris (yellow-bellied marmot), 2043 nucleotides. It is a transcript of the gene Anos1, whose product is annotated as anosmin 1. The record is from RefSeq and is a predicted model, not a curated record. Gene Ontology annotation, biological process: neuron differentiation. NCBI's taxonomy places the organism in Eukaryota, Metazoa, Chordata, Mammalia, Rodentia, Sciuridae. Gene Ontology annotation, molecular function: protein binding; peptidase inhibitor activity. Gene Ontology annotation, cellular component: cell surface; extracellular region.
AUGGAGCCCGGGGCGCCCGGCGCAGCCCUGACCCUCUGCCUCUGGCUGGCGGCCUGCGGGGGCUGCCUGGCGCCGAGCCCCGGGGCCGCGGCCGCGCGGCGGCUGGACGAGUCGCUGUCCGCCGGGAGCGUCCAGCGCGCCCGCUGCGCCUCCCGCUGCCUCAGCCUCCAGAUCACGCGCAUCUCCGCCUUCGUCCAGCACUUCCAGAAUAACGGCUCCCUGGUUUGGUGCCAGAAUCACAAGCAAUGUUCGAAGUGCCUAGAGCCUUGCAAGGAACCAGGGGACCUCAGGAAACACCAGUGUCACAGCUUCUGUGAGCCUCUGUUCCCCAAGAAAAACUACGAGUGCUUCACCAGCUGUGAGUUCCUCAAGUACAUCCUGUUGGUGAAGCAGGGCGACUGCCCGGCCCCCGAGAAGGCCAGUGGGUUUGCAGCCGCCUGCGUGGAGAGCUGCGAGGUUGACCACGAGUGCUCGGGGGUGAAGAAAUGCUGCUCCAACGGCUGCGGUCACACCUGCCAGGUGCCCAAAACGCUGUACAAAGGGGUCCCCUUGAAGCCCAGGAAAGAAUUACGAUUUACCGAGCACAAGUCGGGACAGCUGGAGGUGAAGUGGUCCUCAAAAUUCAACGUUUCCAUUGAGCCUGUGAUCUACGUGGUACAAAGAAGAUGGAAUUAUGGGAUCCACCCCAGCGAGGACGAUGCCACUCACUGGCAGACGGUGGCCCAGACCACGGAUGAGCGGGUUCAAAUGACCGACAUAAGACCCAGCAGGUGGUACCAGUUCCGAGUGGCCGCCGUCAACGUGCACGGGACUCGGGGUUUCACUGCACCCAGCAAACACUUCCGCUCCUCCAAAGAUCCGUCGGCACCACCAGCCCCCGCUAACCUCCAACUGGCCAACUCCACCGUCAACAGUGACGGGACCGUCACGGUGACCAUUGCCUGGGACCUCCCCGAGGAGCCAGAUAUCCCCGUGCACCACUACAAGGUGUUUUGGAGCUGGACGGUCAGCAACAAGUCCCUUGUCCCCACAAAGAAGAAGCGGAGAAAAACCACAGAUGGGCUCCAGAAUUUCGUGGUCCUGGAGAGGCUUCAGCCAGAUUACGACUACACCGUGGAACUGCAGGCCAUCACAUACUGGGGGCAGACCCGCCUCAAGAGCGCCAAGGUGUCCCUUCACUUCACGUCCCCACACCCCACCAAUUACAAAGAGCAGGUUGGGAAACCCAGAAAAGCUGUGAUCCAAACACAGCCCCCCUUCCAAAGAAGACGGCCCCCGCACCCCCUGGAAAUCGGAGCUCCUUUCUACCAAGACAACCAGCUGCAAGUCAAGGUCUACUGGAAAAAGACAGAAGAUCCCAGCAUCAAUAGAUACCACGUGCAGUGGUUUCCAGAGGUGUGUGCUCACAACAAAACGGCCGGAUCGGAGACAUCAUCUGCUGUGACCCACGAAAAUUACAUCAUUCUUCAGGACCUGUCCUUUUCCUGCAAAUAUAAGGUGAGCGUCCAACCUCUCCGGCCAAAGAGCCACUCGAAGGCAGAGACCAUAUUCUUCUCUACCCCGCCAUGCUCGGCUCUGAAGGGGAAAAGCCACAAGCACGUUAAUUGUCCCGGUGACACAGGUCCCAUUUUGUCCAAAGUCCUGGCCAAGCCAGAGAACCUUUCUGCCUCCUUCGUCGUCCAAGACGUCAACAUCACUGGCCACUUUUCUUGGAAGAUGACCAAAGCCAACCUCUACCAGCCCAUGACUGGGUUUCAAGUGACGUGGGCCGAGGUCACCACGGAGAGCAGGCAGAACAGUUUGCCCAACAGCAUUAUCUCACAGUCCCAGAUACUGCCUUCAGACCAUCACGUGCUAACGGUGCCCAACCUGAGGCCAUCUACCCUUUACCGGCUGGAAGUUCAAGUGCUCACCACCGGAGGAGAGGGGCCCGCCACCAUCAAGACCUUCCGCACCCCAGGCCUGCCGCCCUCGGCUGCCCACAGACCCCACCUGAAACACCAUCACCUGCAUCAUUACAAGCCUUCUCCAGAAAGGUACUGA